Musa acuminata subsp. malaccensis (wild Malaysian banana) is the source of this 2388-nucleotide messenger RNA. RefSeq names its product NAC domain-containing protein 53. Gene Ontology annotation, molecular function: DNA binding. Lineage: Eukaryota; Viridiplantae; Streptophyta; Magnoliopsida; Zingiberales; Musaceae. Gene Ontology annotation, biological process: regulation of DNA-templated transcription. The record is from RefSeq and is a predicted model, not a curated record.
GGAAGUGCCCCAAAGCCGUAGAAAGUUAAUACGAAGAACAAUCGAGAACCUCUUCCGUCCUUAUACUUAAUCCUUUGAUCGAAACCCUCACAGAAUCCUCCGCCGAUCCCCGAAUCGAUCCGAUGCCCCGCCGAUCUCUGAACGCCGGCAACGCCGCCUCCUCUGACCAGCUGCCCCCCGCGGCCGCGUCGAGUCUCGCUCCCGGCUUCCGCUUCCACCCCACUGACGAGGAGCUCGUCAGCUACUACCUAAAGCGGAAGGUCUGCGGGCGCCCGCUCCGCAACGAUGCUGUCGCCGAGGUGGACCUCUACAGGUGCGAGCCCUGGGACCUCCCCGGCCUUUCCCGGAUCCGCAGCCGCGACCUGGAGUGGUACUUCUUCAGCCCCCUUGACCGUAAAUACUCCAACCGAUCGCGGACCAACCGCGCCACCCCGCAGGGGUACUGGAAGACCACCGGCAAGGAUCGCCCCGUCUGCCGUGGUCCCCGCGUCGUCGGCAUGAAGAAAACGCUCGUUUACCAUGCUGGCCGGGCGCCACACGGCACCAGGACGAACUGGGUGAUGCACGAGUACCGCCUCAAGGAUGAGGAGUUGACCCAGGCCGGCAUUUCGCAGAAUGCGUUCGUGGUAUGCAGGAUCUUUCAGAAGAGCGGUGCCGGACCCCAGAAUGGAGCUCAGUACGGAGCACCGUUUCUUGAGGAAGAGUGGGAAGUGGAGGCGGAUGAUGCGGUAGUUUUAAUGCCAGAUGGUGGAGAAGAUGAUGAGGUUAAUGAGGCCGCAGAACAGGAGUAUUUGCACUUCGGUGAUUUCGUAAAGAAUGUGGACUUGGAGAAUCAACAUGUGAAUGCUUCCAACCUUGUGGCAGAUCUUGAUGAGGACUAUGGUGGCCUUACAGAAGAUGCCACCAUUUUACUGGACGAGACAGUCGAUGACACUAGUUUCACCAACAUGGUUGAGUGUAUUGAUGAACCUGGACAGCAGAUUAGCCAAACUCCCACUGAUGACAUGGAAAAGGAAACUCUCAUGGAAGAACACACUCAUAAUCAUAGUCCUCCAAAUGAAAAGGAUGAAUAUGUGGAGUUGAAUGACCUUACAGAUUCUGCAAAUGCGACAUUCCCACUAAGUGAAGAAUCUAGUUAUCCCAUAAGAACUUUCCAUGCUCAGAAUAUGGAUGGGAUAGAUGGAAAUAGCAACUUGCAGAAAAUGCUUGACAUUGAGGAGUUCUUUGACACCAUGAGCCAGAAUUCUGACCCCUUGGAAUCAUACCAGAUGACCUCAGCACAGGAUAAUUUCUAUGUCCAACCAAAUGAUUUGAGUCCUGUUCCUGGUGGUUGCCCUUCGAGCCAACAGCUUCAAGAAAACAUGGUAUUCUGUGAUGCACCUAGUGAUAAUCUAGCAUUCGAGCAUGAAAAGGAUCAAUUUACACACUCACCCGUCCAUGACACGUCUGGUUUUGAGAUGAUUGAUGACUUAUUGGCAUAUUUUGAUGCCACUAAUGAUAAGUUAUACUAUGACACUAUAGGUUUCCCAGGAUGCUCAGAAUGUACUAGUUCAUCUGACAAGUCCAACUUUCCUGGAGAGGUUUGUGAUGGCAAUUGCUCAACAAGCAAGGCACCAGCACAGGUGCCAGAUACACACAUUGUAGGUGGAGCAUCAUCCUCAGCUUCAUCUGUUGCUUGUAGUAAGACGGAGGGCAACCAUGAGGAUGUAACUGUUAAACCAGAUGCCCACAUGAAGGAUGGAAAUGACAAAACCAUUUCAAAAUGUCUGGUGAACAUGCUGGGCUCGAUCCCUGCACCCCCUGCAUUUGCUGCUGAGUAUCCUGCUGGCGCUGCAAAAUCAAUGGCACAGACGUCCGCAGUCCACCCGGCCAGCUCAAUCCAUGUCACAACCGGGUUUGUUUACAUCUGUGAUCCCACGGUAUCAGGAAGUGUGGGACACUGGUCAUUGCAGAAGAACGGACAUGCGAGCUUUAUCCUUUCCUACAGGAUGGCAGACAAUGUAUCUAGAAAAACUUCAGACUUUGUGCCUUCUAAGAAUCAGGUUGAUGCAGUAUCAGUGGUGCUUCGAGGUGGCUUAUAUGUUCUCUUCCUUCUACCACUGUUUCUUACAAUCAGCUAUAAAGUGGGGAUCACUAUAUGUGGCAGGAGCUGGUUCAACAACACUUGGCAUUACUUGUAGCUGGUUCAAGUCCUUGGAACCUCAUGAUCAUCCGUCCUUGAUUCCAAACCAGUGGUGACUGUGCCUGAUGAUGGCAGCAAUAAGACUAUUGUGGCAGAUAUAAUAGUUCAUCUGCAUCGCGAUGAUGCAUGGAGAACGGUUGUUGUAUCUUGGUUCAGCCGCUGUGCUGUAUUUUGGUUCAUGUACAAGAGAUACAAAUUCCUAUAUA